AUGAGUAUCAAUCUCAAGUAUAUUCCCUGCCCAGCUGGCAACAAGUGUACAGCAUUCAUGUGCAUUUUUGGCCACGAGAGCGACAAGGACAAGCAAAAAGAGAAGCAGACUCCCCAACCGAGCGACGUGACCCAGAAGUCAGCACCGUCUGACCGCACCGAGUCUCGCAAGACUGCAGCAGAUAGCCAGCCUGGCACUGCUCCCCCCCAGACCUCGAAACUUGAGUCAAGCGAGGAGAGGAGCCACGCUACAGCUACCGUCCCGGCAACAGCUACAAGGCCGGUAUCUCCUCCGCCGCUCAAGCGCCCGCCUACCAAACCACCAUCAGCCCUCUCUGCCACCAGUUCCCCAGCCCCAGCUCGACCUAAGCGAGCUUUGGAAGGAGGCGAGUCCAGCACAAUGAGCCCUCCAGCCAAAAAGAGGAGGCCAGAGUCGCUCAACCCUCGGUUACUCAAGAGCGCACCCGCUAGCCACGAGAUUCGUCUCAAGCUGGUCAAGUUGCUCAUAACCGAGUACAAGCGUCUGAACAAGGACCUCCAAAAGGAAAAAAGCGACGACGACAAACGUUUAUUAUUAUCAGAACAGGAUCUGAUUCACAAAGUCCUGGACGAGGAGGAAAAGAUUGCCAUUGAGAAGCCAGCAGUGUACACGAACAUCAUGAGGAACAAAAUCAUGCAGUACAAGCGUAUGCCCGUCUCCCAGUGGAAAGCAAUCAGAGAGCAGGAAAGAGCCGCGGAGCUAAGCAAGGCUAGAAGCCAGGACGGGAUGAACAUUCCAAAGGUCGUCGAAACCGGCCUGGCGCCUGCUCAGGAGGUUGAGCUCCUACAGCGCCUGCUCACCCCGAUCACGGACCUAGCGGAGUAUAACUAUGUUCCGACAGUUCCCUUAGAAGAAGCUAUCAAGAAGGCCCGGGAAGGCAGGGAGGCGGGCAAGGGCUGGGAGCAGUGUGAUCGCUGCCAGAAGCGGUUCCAGGUCUUCCCGGGACGGCGCGUAGAGGACGGAGCACUCACUUCCGGCGGAAGUUGCAGGUUCCACUGGGGGAAGACUUAUCUUCCAGCCAAAGCCCCAGGCGACAGGACAAAGAUUCCGAAGCGGUAUCGUUGCUGCAACGAGAAUGUUGGCGAAUCGGCAGGGUGCACUGAAAUGGUGAACCACGUCUACAAGAUCAACGAUCCGAAGACCUUGGCCUCCAUACUUAACUAUGUGGAAACCCCGGACAACCCCGCGGCGCCAAAGGACAGAGCGGUGGGCUUCGACUGCGAGAUGGGGUACACCGUGCACGGGCUGGAGCUCAUCCGGUUGACAGCCGUCGACUGGCCCUCCGGAAAUGAGCUUCUGGAUAUCUUGGUUCGGCCCCUGGGAGACAUUCUGGACCUGAACUCACGCUUCUCGGGUGUGUGGCCGGAGGACAUGGCCCGGGCCAAGUCUUGGUCCCCUACUGACGAUCUUUCGAUGCUGUUUAAGAGCGGCUCGGAAGGGGGGAGCGAAGACGGCGAAGUCAGAUCUCGUAAGACGGAUCUCAAAAUCGUCUCCUCCCCUGAGGUGGCCCGGGGCCUUCUCUUUUCCUUGAUCUCUCCGGAGACGCCUCUAAUCGGGCAUGGAAUUGAGAACGAUUUGAACGCUGUGCGUAUCGUUCACCCAACGGUGAUCGAUACUGUAUUGUUGUUCCCUCACAAAGCCGGCCUCCCUUAUCGGCACGGUCUCAAGAUGCUCAUGGAACAGCAACUGAAUCGAAAGAUUCAGCAAGAGACUGGGGAGAAGAUGCUUGGUCAUGAUUCUGCUGAGGACGCUCGAGCGGCAGGUGAAUUGGUCCGCCUUAGAGUGAUGCAGGAAUGGACCAAGCUCAAGAAGGGUGGGUGGAAGUCGGCCAAUGGGGCACUCGUUCCGCCAGAGCAGUGGUAG
Messenger RNA from Clonostachys byssicola, 1902 nucleotides. NCBI's taxonomy places the organism in Eukaryota, Fungi, Ascomycota, Sordariomycetes, Hypocreales, Bionectriaceae. The record is from the annotation of a GenBank genome assembly.